Messenger RNA from Hippocampus comes (tiger tail seahorse), 2219 nucleotides. RefSeq names its product podocan (gene podn). The transcript has 11 exons. Lineage: Eukaryota; Metazoa; Chordata; Actinopteri; Syngnathiformes; Syngnathidae. Bases 154 to 1917 code for a protein of 587 amino acids. The record is from RefSeq and is a predicted model, not a curated record. Gene Ontology annotation, molecular function: protein binding.
CUGCGCAAGCUCUCGUCAGACCGCCGCUGCUGUUGCUGCUGCUGCUAUGGGACGAGGAGCUGCUGCGUGCGGACGGGAGCAUUUGCGCAAGUUUGUCUGACGUCCGCCGCAAGACGACCGCUGCUGCCGCCGCGGGGGCCCCGCGUGGCGAGCAUGGCCUUUCCCGAGCAUUCCAUCCCGCGGACAGCCAGCGUUGUGCUGGCGCUGGCCGGACUGCUGGUCCUGGGCCAGAUCUCGGCGAGAGCGCGGCGGGAGGAGCCCAUCGGGCCGCCGGAGAUCGCCGCGGCCAAGCCGGACCCCGGCCGAUGCCCGGCGGACUGCAGCUGCGCGGCCGAGGGGGCGGUGGACUGCGCCGGAGUGGACCUCACGGAUUUCCCCGCGGGGCUGCCGGCGACCACUCGCCAGCUGGCGCUACAGAACAACAAAAUCGAGGCGAUACGGGCGGAGCACCUGUCACACCUGCAUCUGCUCGAGACCCUCAACCUGCAGAACAACUGGCUCACAACAGACGGCCUGGAAGACGAAGGUUUUGAGAUGUUAGAAGAGCUGGCGUAUUUGUACCUGGCCAACAACCAGCUCACCUCGGCACCCAAAGCCUUGCCGCCCUCGUUGGUCAGUGCUGACUUCGCCGCCAAUCAGCUGACCAAGAUCUUCCCGUACACGUUUGGCUUCAAGCCCCACCUGAAGUCCGUCUAUCUCCACAACAACAAGUUGACGGACGGCGGGCUUCCCGACGGGAUGUUCAACGCUUCGGACAACCUGGAGAUCCUCACCAUGUCCAGCAACUUCCUGCGGACCGUACCCAAGAACCUGCCCCGGAGCCUGUACCGCCUUCACCUGAAGAGCAACAAGCUGGAGAAAAUCCCAGCCGGAGCCUUCGACAGCUUGCGGAACCUACGGGAGCUUUACCUGCAAAACAACCUCCUGAGCAACGACGGCAUGGACAACGAGACCUUCAGCCACCUCAACAGCCUGGAGUGCUUGGACUUGUCCAACAACAACCUGAGCGUGAUGCCCAAAGGUCUGCCUCGCAACCUGGUGCUGCUGCACCUCGAGAAGAACUCCAUCCGCAGCAUCCCGGCGGACGCCCUCAGUUCCGUGCGCAACCUGGAGUACCUCCUGCUGCACAACAACAAGCUGCGCUCGCGCUUCAUCCACCCUUCCGCCUUCCAGGGCCUGAAGAAGCUGCACACGCUUCACAUGUACAACAACCAGCUGGAGCGCGUUCCGCGGGGCCUGCCGCGGCGGGCCAAGACCCUCAUGCUGCUCCACAACGCCAUCUCGGAAAUCGGCCGCAACGACCUGGCGCUCCUCUACACGCUGACCGAGCUCAACCUCAGCUACAACCAGCUGAGCAACGCCAAGCUGCACCGCGACGCCUUCCGCAAGCUGCGCCUCCUGGAGACGCUGCACCUGUCGGGCAACGCGCUGCACUCGCUGCCCGUCGGCCUCCCUCGCAGCCUGAAGGUGUUGGAGGUGAAGAACAACCGGCUGGCCUCCAUCCCGGACGGAGCGCUGACGGGCAUGGGCAAGCUGCAGAAGCUCAUCCUCAGCGAGAACCAGCUCAGGCUGAACUCCGUCUACCAGGGGGCCUGGAUGGAGCUCGGUGCGCUUACGACAUUGGACCUGUCCAGCAACUUGCUGUCGCACGUCCCGGCCGACCUGCCCGAGUCGUUGGAGUACCUUUACCUCCAGAGGAACCGUAUCGCCAGCAUUCCCGUCUCCGCCUUCGAAGGCACUCCCAAUCUCAAAGGGAUAUACCUGCGGUUCAACCGUCUGUCGGCGUCGGCGGUGGACGAGAGCUCGCUGGCCCACCUGAGCCAGCUCCAGGUGCUGGACAUCGGCGGCGGCGCGGGAACGGGCGCUGACGGCGACGAGGAGGAGGAGGAGGAGGAGGACGACGAGCAGCCCGAGUGACUUUGCGGGACUGAAGCGGCGAGGCGUUCCCGAGACAUUCCUGGUGCGGGAUACCGGAUGAAAGUUAGCUUGGGCUGGUUCAAUGUCCACGUGGAAGUGGAUGCAUUCGCAUGAACUGUAUAUCACGUAUUGUGCCUUUGCUUUUGUCUGGCAGGAUAUAAACAACACGGCAACUUACCACUGCCACGCACUUGCACUUGUUUUGUUUUUUUUUUAAACGCAAUAUGAGCGACUGCAAUGUUACAACAGUACCCCGACUGAGCUCAUCACUCUGUUUACUUGCAUUAAAAUGACACAUGACA